Molecule: messenger RNA, 824 nt
Organism: Dermatophagoides pteronyssinus (European house dust mite)
Lineage: Eukaryota; Metazoa; Arthropoda; Arachnida; Sarcoptiformes; Pyroglyphidae
Source: RefSeq, a predicted model, not a curated record
AAUACAUUUUUUUUUUGGUUUUGUUUUAUCAAUUUUUUUUCUUCAACUUUAUCAUAUAAAUUUUCAACAAAUUUCAACAUUUCAUAUAUGAAUUUGUGUGCUAAUUAAAUUCAUUAUGCGUAUUAUAUUCUGGUUGAUUGCCACAAUUGUUGUGGUCAUUAUUUCAAUAUUUUCACAGGAAGUUGAAUCUCAUAGUAAAAAAACCAAACGUUUGCUUCUCUAUAUACUUUUGAAUGUAUUGAAUAAAAAAAAGAUUAUUCUUCCGUUGCCAUUGCCAUUGCCACUGCCCAUUCCAAUUAUAGAAAAAAAGAAACAUUAUAUUCAAAAAGAACCGAUUCCAGUUCCAAUCAAAGUAAAAGAACAUGUACCAAUCAAAAUUGCCGUUAAAGAACCGGUUCCAAUACCGAUACCAGUUAAAGAGCCUGUCUAUAUCAAAGAUAAUUAUGAUCAUUCAUAUAAAGAUUCACACAAAGAUUCAUAUAAAGAUUCGUAUAAAGAUUCGCAUAAAGAUUCGUAUAAAGAUCCAUAUAAAGAUUCAUAUAAAGAUUCAUACAAAGAUUCAUAUAAAGAUUCAUACAAAGAUUCAUAUAAAGAUACAGGAUAUGAUCAUUAUGAUGAUGGUUAUGAUGCUGGUUAUGGUGCUGAAUACUAAUCAGUUGAUUAUAUAAAUUCUCAUAAUCAUCAUUAAUAAAAAUGAAAUGGAACAAAAAAAUUUUUAAUGAAAAUUCUGCCCGAUCAUCAUCGAGUCAUCGAAACAAGACGAAGAAGAAUAAAAAAAAAUUGGAAUCCUGUCAUGAUAUUCAUAAAUACAGUCUGUUUUUUCU